Lottia gigantea (owl limpet) is the source of this 906-nucleotide messenger RNA. RefSeq lists its product as hypothetical. The coding region runs from base 1 to 906 and encodes 301 amino acids. Gene Ontology annotation, cellular component: cytoplasm. The transcript is spliced from 9 exons. The record is from RefSeq and is a predicted model, not a curated record. Gene Ontology annotation, biological process: quinolinate metabolic process; 'de novo' NAD+ biosynthetic process from L-tryptophan. Gene Ontology annotation, molecular function: 3-hydroxyanthranilate 3,4-dioxygenase activity; iron ion binding. NCBI's taxonomy places the organism in Eukaryota, Metazoa, Mollusca, Gastropoda, Lottiidae.
AUGGAUCCAAAAUCCACUGAAGGUGGAAAAGACAGUGUCUGUGUAGUGAAUGUAGAUAAUUGGAUUGAGCAGAAUAAACAGUAUUUCGAGCCUCCAGUAUGCAACAAAAUGAUGCAUCAGAAGGGCCAGAUGAAGGUAUUUUAUGUAGGUGGACCAAAUCAACGUAAAGAUUAUCAUAUAGAGGAAGGAGAAGAGUUAUUUUACAUGGUGAAAGGAGAUAUGUGUUUAAAAGUAGUGGAACAUGGUAAACAUAGAGAUGUUAUAAUAAAAGAAGGAGAGAUAUUUUUGUUACCUGGUCGUGUAGCUCAUUCCCCACAACGCUCAGAAAAUACUAUUGGUUUAGUCAUAGAACGAGAACGCCUCAAAUCAGAAUUAGAUGGAUUAAGAUAUUAUGUAGAAGUAGAAGGUGAAAAAACAAUGGAAUCUUUGUUUGAAAAAUGGUUUUAUUGUGAAGAUUUAGGAACACAAUUAGUGCCUAUAAUAAAAGAAUUUUUUGAUUCACCACAAUGUAAAACUGGAGUCCCUAAAGCAGGAGCGAUCCCUGUAGAUCCACCAAUAGUAUUAGACAGUGAAGUUACACUGAAAAAUCCCUUUAGUUUAAAGAAAUGGAUUGAUAAAAACCGGGCAGAUAUUAAUAAGAAAGGCAGUAUGUUAUUAUUUGGCUGUGGUUGUCAGUUUCAAGUCAUGGUUUAUGGACAAGGAGAAAAUUCAGGGAAACAUUUAGUGGCAGAGACCUGGAUCUGGCAAAUCGAAAAUAAAUCAACUAUAACAGUAGAUGGUAAAGAAUAUGUUUUACAACCUAAUGAUUCUAUGCUCAUUCCUGUAGGUAAAAUGUAUUCAGCUAAAAGACAAGAAGGCUCAAUAACUCUCAUUUGUUUUCAAGAUCCUGGAUUGAAGCAGGAAUAA